Messenger RNA from Pantherophis guttatus, 2837 nucleotides. RefSeq names its product heterochromatin protein 1 binding protein 3 (gene HP1BP3). Gene Ontology annotation, molecular function: nucleosome binding; DNA binding. NCBI's taxonomy places the organism in Eukaryota, Metazoa, Chordata, Lepidosauria, Squamata, Colubridae. Gene Ontology annotation, cellular component: chromosome; nucleus; nucleosome. The record is from RefSeq and is a predicted model, not a curated record. Gene Ontology annotation, biological process: heterochromatin organization; nucleosome assembly.
GUAUGUGUGUGUGAGGUGAAAAAAAGGGGAAGGGGGGAGGGGAAAGAAAAGGUUCCUUUCGCCACCGCCGCUGCCCCCGCUUUGUGCGCCCUCAAGGCUCUCCAGAGGGGGCCCCCCCGCAAGGCGCGCGCGGAAGUCCUCCUUCCCCUUGAGGUUAAGCCCUGGGCCUCCAAAGUGUGUUACCCUCACGUUGAGGCUAGACAUUAAUUUUAAAUGGCGACUGAGCUGUCUGAAGCCGAUCCCGCACACCGUAAGGCAGUUCCACUCUUAACAGGAGCUCCCCUGGACAAGUUGAGUGAGACAGUAGAAGACGGAGCCAUGCCGAUCCGCCGAGCGGUGAACGCUUCUUCUCGGGAAACUCCUCCCAAAAGCAAGCCUGCUGAAGCUGAGGAAACCAAGCCAGAACCAGAUGUCAGCUCGGAAGAAUCUGCCUCCACCGUGGAGGAACAAGAGAAUCAGGCACCCGCGGCUGCCCCCACUGAGACAGAGCAGCCGAAGGAGGCCGAGGAGGAGGAGAAGGCAGAUGUGAAGCCUGCCAAGGAAGCCAAGAAGGAGGAGAAGGAUGCGGAGAAGGAAAAGGAGAAAGAGAAGAAAGUGAAGAAAACAAUUCCCGCCUGGGCCACUCUUUCGGCCAGCCAGUUAGCCAGAGCGCAGAAACAGACGCAGAUGGCAGCUUCCUCUCGGCCCAAGAUGGAUGUCAUUUUGAUCGAAGCAAUCAAAGCGUGCUAUCAGAAAGGCGGGGCGUCGGUGGUCGCCAUCCGAAAGUACAUCAUCAGCAGGUACACUUCGCUGGACCUGGAGCGGAGGGGGUACCUCCUGAAGCAGGCCCUGAAGAGGGAGCUCGAGCGGGGGGUCAUCCGGCAGGUGAAAGGGAAAGGGGCUUCUGGAAGCUUUGUGGUGGCCCCCAACUCAGGGAAAGCGGGCUCCAAGGCCAGAGACCGGAAGCGGAGCUUGUCAGCCUCCAGCGCAGAGCAGCACGUGAAGCUGGAGGACGUCCUCCCGCUGGCCUUCACCCGCCUCUGUGAGCCCAAGGAGGCCUCCUACAGCCUGAUCAAAAAAUAUGUCUCCCAAUAUUACCCCAAGCUGAAGGUGGACAUCCGGCCCCAGCUGCUGAAGAAUGCCCUGCAGCGGGCGGUGGAGAAGGGUCAGCUGGAGCAGAUCACGGGCAAGGGUGCUUCCGGCACCUUCCAGCUGAAAAAGUCGGGGGAGAAGCCGUUGCUGGGCGGAAGCCUGAUGGAAGACGCCAUCCUGUCCGCCAUCGCAGCCAUGAACGAGCCCAAGACCUGCUCCACCACCGCUCUCAAGAAAUACGUCCUGGAGAAGCACCCCGGCACAAACUCCAGCCUCCAGGUCCACCUCCUGAAGAGGACUCUGCAGAAGUGCGAGAAGUACGGCUGGAUGGAGCAGAUCUCCGGCAAGGGCUUCAGUGGCACCUUUCAGCUGUGUUUCCCCUACUAUCCAAGCCCCGGCAUUCUGUUCCCCGAGAAACAGAAGGAGGACAAGGAGGAAGAAGAGGAGGAAGAGGAAGAGACAGAUGAUGAUGAUGACGACGACGAGGAAGAAGAGGAGGAGGAAGAAGAGGAAGACGAGCCGCCUCCAAAGAAGAGGAUGCCAAAGCGGCCCCCACCCAAAGCCCGGAACAGAGCCCCUCCCCUGGUGAAGCGACGGGAGGCCAAGCCCGCCGCCCGGAAGGCUCCCGUGGCGCACCGUGGGAAAGCAAAGCCGCCGCCUCCGCCGCCUCCUCCACCACCUCCUCCGCCCCCCAAGGCCAAGAAAGGCAAAGCCGUGCCCCCCGGCCGGCUGUCAAGAGCCUCUCCAGCACCAGCCCGGCCGCCAAGAAAAAGCCGGCCGCGGCGGCUGCGGCAGUACCAAGCGUGACCGGAAGCCCUCCGGGAAGAGAAGCAAGACUACCAUGCGGAAGUCGCUGAGAGCCAAGAAGUAGCCGGUGGGUGGGUGGUGGGCGGGGCACCGCUUAGGGGCCCCCCUUCUUUUAUAAGUACAGCCCCCCCCUUCUGUUUGUAAUUUAGUUCUGAGGCUUCACCAUCUCUGUCUCCCCCAUUUCCCCCCCCCUCCCCAGCAGUGGAGAACCGCAGCACUCCCACCUUCUCUCCCCCCCCCUCCGCCCCCCCCCCCCAGCCAGCCUCUGGGUCUAGCAUCGCAGGUAGAUCCAGAUUCUUCCUGCUGUGCCUUCGCAGCCUCCUCUCCCCCCCCCAACCCCCAUACACCCCCCUCUCCCUCCCCACAGAGUCUGGCUUCCUUUCUUCCUCCAAUCCAUCCCCCUCCCCACCUCCCCCCCCAACACAGGACUGUUCUUUUUCUAAACAAGUUUAAAAAAUAAAAAUAUAUAAUCUGUACAGGGUGCAUCCGGGCUUGGGGGGGGGGGCUUUUGAAACCGGUUGGAAAGAUUUUUAUAUUUUUAGAAGUGGAAACAGACCCCCCGCCCCCCCCCUUUUCUCCUCUUGCCAGGCCCUCCUUUAUCUCGGCCCCCUUUUUCCCCUCCCCAAAGUCCUCCCGACACCCACCCCGCCUCCCUCCCUCUUUCCUCCCCUCCCCAAGUCAGUGUUCUGUUGUUCAGCUUAGUCGCCCCCUCCCCUCCUCCCGUGACGGUCUCUCCCCCACCCCACCCCCACAACGUUUCCUUCGGAGGGGCCUUUGAGCUGCUUUCCCUUGAAAAGGGGGAACGUUUCACCCCCUUCUUUGCCCCCCCACCCCUCUCCCCCCCCUCCCCCGUUUUUCAUCCCGGAGAACGAUCCCGAUCGCCGACGUAGAGCCGCAGAGCGAAGGUCGCUUUUCUCUUUGCAGAAAUAAAAGCUUAACAAGAACUCCGGAGAGCCGCU